Aspergillus mulundensis is the source of this 564-nucleotide messenger RNA. RefSeq lists its product as uncharacterized. The record is from RefSeq and is a predicted model, not a curated record. Lineage: Eukaryota; Fungi; Ascomycota; Eurotiomycetes; Eurotiales; Aspergillaceae. Bases 1 to 564 code for a protein of 187 amino acids. The transcript is spliced from 2 exons.
AUGAUCCCAAGAACAUUCGAGGCCAAGAACAACACAAAAACCAACGUAGUCAAGCAGGCAACAACCAAGAGCGCCUUGUGGGCGCGGCUCCGCCCACCAAGUCCUGUCGCAUGUUCGAGAUACAGAGCAAAACAUAGUACCAUCGACUGGCAGAACGCCACAGCAAUCCACUGGCUUGCCAUAGUCGGUCCAAGAUGGGCCGGCUUAACGCGCAAGUCCUGCAAGAUGGCUAUUUCACCUGCUACCGUGAAGGACUCGGCUGCAAAUAUAGCCAUCAGAAUAACAGCAGUCUGCGCUGCGUUGGCGGGCACAUCGCCCCAGGACAAGGUGCUUUUUUGGACCAGCCAAUGCGAGACGGAGAACGAGAUUGCGGCAUUUGAGAUGAUUGCUAAGAGGACAGUGGCAGUGGAGGGCCGCGCUGUAGGCGCAUCUGCACCUGCAGGUCGUGAAGUAGGGCUGGGAUUGGCCUUGGUUUCUGUCUCGGUGCCCUGUGCGGGAUCCCGAUCACGAUUUGCAGGCGCUGCCACCGGUGUUUCGCGACUCUGGUAUCGGGACCUCAAGUAA